GGUGCUUCAUAGGGAAGUAGAAACAUGGGAGGAGGAGGAGGAGGAUGGGGUCUGUGACUCCCAGAACUACCUGGCCCCUGCUAGGGAUGUUGUUCUUCAGCCUGAUCACCUCUCUGUGAACUAAGUGAUCUGCAACGUGACCCACCUGCCCACUGUUCUGCAGGGCCUGUUGGAGAUGACUUGUUCCAUUGGCAAGCAACUAUUAUGGGACCUAUUUGUACAGGUCACAAAGAUGUUGUGUGUUUUAAAAACUCCCUGAUGUCAUCAUGAUCAGCUGAGUAAUGCUGGAAAACCCUACUCUUUGCACCUGCAAAGAGAAAUCACUUCUUAAGCCUGAUAGUGCAUAUCAAGGGGGAGUGUUUUUUCUCACAGUACAUUUUCCAACAGACUAUCCUUUCAAACCACCAAAGAUUGCUUUCACAACAAAAAUAUACCAUCCAAACAUAAACAGUAAUGGGAGUAUUUGCCUUGAUAUCCUGAGGUCACAGUGGUCACCAGCUUUGACUGUAUCAAAAGAGCAGAGGCUCCUGGGGAGAGGAACCACACCCAGAACACAGUGCCAGAGGAGAGAGACUGCAAAGCUUCCCAGGCAGGGAGGCCUGAGAUACCCUGAGUCAGCAAGGGAGAGACUUCAGAGAUCCCAGCAGCAGAGAAGCCUGGGGACUUGUGGCAGAAGGAGAAGGCUUGUUUGCAUACCAUGUGUGGCAGUUGAUUAAAUAAACCCAGACCCCUGUAGGGGCAUUGUUC
Mauremys reevesii (Reeves's turtle) is the source of this 747-nucleotide messenger RNA. RefSeq names its product ubiquitin conjugating enzyme E2 D1 (gene UBE2D1). Bases 282 to 716 code for a protein of 144 amino acids. Lineage: Eukaryota; Metazoa; Chordata; Testudines; Geoemydidae. The transcript is spliced from 7 exons. Gene Ontology annotation, molecular function: ubiquitin conjugating enzyme activity. Gene Ontology annotation, cellular component: nucleus. The record is from RefSeq and is a predicted model, not a curated record. Gene Ontology annotation, biological process: ubiquitin-dependent protein catabolic process; protein polyubiquitination.